AUGAGGGGCGUAGUAGUGAACCACCAACAGCUGGCACUAUUAACGUUAUUAUCGGAGGAACAGCUUCAGGGAGAGACACCAACAAUGGACCUAACUUCGAGGUCAAGAGAUUUAGAAGGAAUAUCCUUCCCCCAUGAUGACGCCCUAGUCAUAUCAGCCAUCAUAGCUAACUUCGAGGUCAAGAGAAUUCUUGUGGAUAAUGGAAGUGCAGCUAAUGUACUGUCUCAUGAAGCUUUAGUUCAGAUGGGUAUCUCAGUGGAACAACUCAAGCCUGUUAAAACACCCCUACAAGGAUUUGGUGGUGGGGUCAUCACCCCUGAAGGUAUUGUUGAAUUACUCAUGACUUUGGGAUCUAAAGGUCGACAGGUAACCCACAUCGUAACUUUCGAAGUUGUCCGAACUUCGAUGGCCUACAACGCCAUUCUGGGAAGACCGUUGCUAAAUAAAAUCAGAGCUAUUAUCUCAACUUUUCACAUGGCGAUGAAGUUCCCCACAUAUAGUGGAGUUGGGGUCAUCCGAGGAAGCCAAACCAUGGCUCGCCAGUGUUAUGUGACCAGUGUCCGAAAAAUAAAGGGCGACGUCAUGCAGCUUAUAGAGCUCGAGCUCGAGCUUGAAAAUCGGGGGAGACUCGCCCCGGUAGAGGAGCUGGUCGAGGUCGAGCUCGUGCCUGGUAGGAAGGUGACAGUAGGGCGUGACCUUGAUUCAACCAUCAUGGCUAAACUCAUAAGUUGUCUCUCCCAGAACCAAGACGUAUUCGCAUGGACAGUUGAAGACAUGCCCGGAAUUGACCUCGAGGUUGCCGUACACCGACUCAAUGUAAACCCAGGAGCCAAACCUGUCAAACAAAGGAAAAGACAGUUUGCGCCUGAACGGCGCGAAGUCAUACGAGAAGAGAUUGCCAAGCUGCUUAAUGCACAAUUCAUCCGAGAAGUACAAUAUCCUGACUGGCUCGCCAAUGUAGUUCUCGUAAAAAAGGCCAAUGGAAAGUGGCGAGUUUGCAUUGACUUCACUGAUUUGAACAAAGCAUGUCCGAAAGAUAGCUAUCCCCUACCUCGGAUUGACAGUCUCGUUGAUAGCACUUCGGAUCACAAAUUGUACAGCUCUUUGGACGCAUUCUCAAGGUACCACCAAAUACCAAUGGCCACAGAAGAUCAAGAGAAGACCUCAUUCAUGGCAGACUCUGCCAUCUAUUGUUAUAAGGCCAUGCCAUUCGUCUUAAAGAACGCAGGGGCUACAUAUCAGAGGCUAAUCAACAAGGUCUUUGCUGAUUUAAUUGGGAAAACCAUUGAGGCUUACGUAGAUGACAUGGUGGUCAAAAGUAAACAGGUAGAUGAUCAUAUCACCGAUCUUGAAGAAAUGUUUUCCACGCUACGAAAAUACAACAUGAAGCUCAACCCAACAAAAUGUGCCUUUGGGGUAGCAUCAGGAAAGUUUCUAGGUUUCAUGAUCACAAAUAGAAUAAUAGAAGCCAACCCUGACAAGAUCCAAGCCCUGGUAUCUAUGGAAGCCCCAAAGAGCAAAAAGGACAUCCAAAAGCUUACAGGUCGGGUAGUAGCAUUGAACAGAUUUAUCUCUCGAGCAGCAGAUAAAUGUUUCCCUUUUUUCAAAGUUCUAAGAGGCCACAAGAGUUUUGAAUGGAAUGACGAAUGCGAUCUAGCCUUCCAACAACUUAAGCAAACUUUAGCUGUACCUCCGGUUCUUGCCAAACCAGAGCCUGGUGAUACUUUGUUCCUUUACUUGGCUGUUUCUCAAAAUGCCUUAGCUCUUGCUUUGAUAGUAACUGCUAGAAAGUUGCGACAAUAUUUCCAAUCUCACCCUAUAAUAGUUCUCACCAAUCAACCACUUAAGCACAUACUUCAGAGGCUAGAUGUCUCAGGAAGGCUAUUAAAAUGGGCGAUCGAGCUUGGCGAGUUCGACAUAGAAUUCAAGCCUCGACCUUCCAUCAAAGCGCAAGCACUGGCCGACUUCAUAGCUGAACUCACUCCAAAGACAGAAAGGCCAGGAGUAAAAAACGGAAGCACGGCCUCAAAAACCUGGGAGAUAUUUGUUGACGGGGCGUCGAACAGCUCGGGCUCGGGGGCCGGGAUAAUCAUCAUCAGCCCGGACAAAAUCACUGAAGUUCAAUGUGCGCUUAGGUUUGAGUUUGAAGCAACCAACAACGAAGCGGAAUAUGAAGCUGUGGUCAUUACUCUCAAACUUGCCAGGAAUUUGGAAUUAGAGCACAUCAGAGUCUUCAGCGACUCACAGCUCGUUGUUGGACAGAUUGAAGGAUCCUUUGAAGGAAAAGAUGAAAAGAUAAGCUCAUACUGUCUAAAAGUGCAUGACCUUCAAAGGCAGUUCACAAGUUGUGAAAUAUUGAAAAUAGCAAGGGCAGAUAACUCCAAAGCUGAUGCACUAUCUAGACUUGUUUUCAUGAGGAUAGAUGGACUCGACAGAACAGUGAACAUCAAGAUUGUCACAGAGUCUAGCAUAAACAUGAAGCUGAGCGUCAUGAACAUUGACCAUGAGCCCUCCUGGAUUGAUCCAAUAGUUGAGUAUAUAAGUAAUGGAGACCUACCUCCUGACCCUCGCACCGCAAGAAGUAUUCGAGCCAAAGCUGCUAGGUAUUGCAUGAUCAGAGGGGUGUUGUUUCGACGAAGCCUCACGCUUCCCUAUCUGAGAUGCCUUAAGCCUUUUGAAUCUAUCCAAGCCCUGACUGAGGUUUACGAGGGAGUAUGCGGAAAUCACCAAGGAGCCAGGGCCCUUGCCUACAAAUUAAUAAGGUAUGGAUACAACUGGCCAACAAUGAAAAAAGAUGCAGCUGAAUAUGUCAAAAGAUACGACAAAUGUCAGAGGUUUGGUAAUGCUAUACAUGCCCCUGCAGAAGAGUUGACCUCUAUCCAUUAUUCAGCACCAUUUGAACAAUGGGGAGUCGACAUUCUUGGUCCUUUCCCCAUGACCCGAGGACAAUUAAAAUUUGCUGUGGUAGCAGUUGAAUACUUCACAAAGUGGGUAGAAGUCGAACCCCUAGCAAAAAUAUCAGAGGCCAAGCUCAGAUCAUUUAUAUGGAAGUCUAUUAUAUGUAGGUUCGGAAUAUCCAAAGUACUUAUAACAAACAAUGGAAGACAGUUCGACAAUUCACAAUUCAGAAACUUUUGUGUCAAUCUCGGUAUCGACCAUCGUCUGACGUCAGUAUCGCACCCUCAAAGCAAUGGCCUCGCUGAGGUGACAAAUAGAAUCAUACUUCAGGACCUUCGUACCAGGAUUGGAAAUGCAAGAGCAACAGGCGAGACUCCUUUCAUGUUAGCUUUUGGCUUGGAGGCCACUAUCCCCAUCGAAAUCAAUCUCCCCACUUUAAGGAGGGUUGAACCCGGUAUGGAAGACCGAACAACCGAAUAUCUUGACUUGCUUGAAGAAGUAAGAGAGCAAGCUUCACUAAGAGCUGUUAGUUACCAAAAUAAAACGGCAAAGUAUUUCAACACCAAAGUCAAGUCCCGAGAAUUUAAGAGUGGCAAUUUGGUUCUAAGAAAAGCAGAGGCUGCUGGACACCCUCCAGGUAAACUUGGACCAGUAUGGGAAGGGCCAUUCGAAGUCAUAUAA
This is a messenger RNA of Olea europaea var. sylvestris, 3579 nucleotides long. RefSeq lists its product as uncharacterized. NCBI's taxonomy places the organism in Eukaryota, Viridiplantae, Streptophyta, Magnoliopsida, Lamiales, Oleaceae. The transcript has 4 exons. Gene Ontology annotation, biological process: DNA integration. The coding region runs from base 1 to 3579 and encodes 1192 amino acids. The record is from RefSeq and is a predicted model, not a curated record. Gene Ontology annotation, molecular function: nucleic acid binding; RNA-DNA hybrid ribonuclease activity.